GUUUUUCACGUGGACUGACUCCGCGUAACAGAGAAAAAAGAACAAAACUGGAAGUGAAACAGUUAGAAGAAAUAUCGAUCGGGUAAAUGAAUUAACCUAUAGAUUCAGGCUGAGAUACAAUUCCUACGCCGCACCACAUCACAAUUGGUAUGAUACAUACAAUACAAUACAAUAUUGAUCGAAAAGAUAAACCACUUUUCAAUUACAUCACGCACGAGUCAACGUAUAAUUCAUGUUUUCAAUUCAUAUAAGUAGUAUAAUUUCAUCAAUUCAUAUUUUUCUUAUAAAAUUAGUAAUUCACCGCCGAUACGUUUCGAUAAUUCCUAAUCAUUCCACACCGCUCCGAUCAGAUGGACUCUCCAUCAGGUGGCCGUCCUAAAUUGCCGGCGAAGCGAGGUGACGUCGCCGGAGAGAACCACAUGCCGCAGCUUAAGAAUCAAAUCAAGAACAAAAUUGAAGAGGCUGAACAACACAUGUCCAACAAUAAGAGGAAGAAGAUCGUCGUCACCGAUCUAAGUAACGGAUCAGUCUCGGAGCUGAAUCGAAACUCGACGAGAAAGAAGAAGAAACCGAUUGAUCAAGAGAAGGAAGGUGAUUGUGGCAAGGGAUUAAUUGAUGUGUAUAAGGUCAACAAAGCCAAAAAUGGAGUUAAAGAUACCAAAAAACAGGCUUAUCAGGGUUUAUCCAGCAAAACCAAGGAGAGUGGAAGUUUGAUGUGUCAUCAGUGCCAACGGAAUGAUAAGAGUGGCGUCAUCUUUUGCUCGAGUUGCAACAGAAAGCGCUAUUGUUACGAGUGCAUUGAGAACUGGUACCCGGGAAAAACCCGAGAGGACUUCAAGAAUGCAUGUCCGUUUUGUUGGGGCAACUGCAACUGCAAAGCUUGCUUGCGGGAGUUUCCUGUGCUAAUGGAAAGGGAAGUAAAUGCCAGUGUCAAAUUACCGCGGCUGUUGUACUUGCUAUCUAAAGCUCUUCCAGUUCUGAGGCAUAUCCACAGGGAGCAGAGCUUCGAACUAGAGACUGAAAUCAAAAUAAGAGGUAAGCAACUGCAAGAAGUUGACAUAACAAGAACAAAGCUAGAUGAAAGUGAGCGCUUGUACUGUGACAAUUGCAGUACAUCCAUAUAUGGAUUUUACCGUAGCUGCCCCAACACAAGUUGCUCUUAUGAUCUCUGUCUUGUUUGCUGUCAAGAGCUCAGAGAGGGUUACCAACCUGGCGGCAUGGAGGCUGGAACAUCUCAUGAAAAAUUUGAAGAGAUUUUUCACAAUCACAAUUCAACAAAAAAUCAGAGUAAAACACGUCGUAAAAGAUAUGACUGGGAAAGCGAACUUGCACCUACUAGUGUUCCUUCUCAGGCUGACAUGUUCUCUCCCUUCCCAGAAUGGAAAGCUAAUUGUGAUGGUAACAUUCCAUGUCCUCCAAAGCAGCGUGGAGGUUGUGGUACUGCAUUGCUAGAACUGAGACGCAUUUACAAAGCUAAUUGGGUAGCAAAACUGCUAAAUAAUGCUGAGGAUCUCACUAGAAAUUACACGCCUCUGGAUGUGGAUAUUACUGAAAAGUGUUCUUUAUGUCAGCUAAAUUUGUUUGAAGGAAAAAUCAACCCUGACGUCAGGAGGGCAUCAUUCCGGAAUGACAGUAAAGAUAACUUCUUAUAUAGUCCAAAUGCCCUUGACAUUUCUGAUGAUGAGAUCGAGCACUUCCAGAGGCACUGGAUGAGGGGUGAACCUGUGAUUGUGAGAAAUGUUCUGGCCAAAACAUCAGGUCUUAGUUGGGAACCAAUGGUUAUGUGGAGGGCCCUCAGAGAAACAGGUUCCAAAGCGAAGUUCAAAGAGGAAACACAAAGUGUUAAGGCUGUAGAUUGCUUGGAUUGGUGUGGGGUUGAAAUAAAUAUACACCAAUUUUUCAAAGGCUACGUAGAAGGCCGAAUGCAUAUAAAUAAGUGGCCAGAAAUGUUGAAAUUGAAAGAUUGGCCUUCAUCGACCUCAUUUGAAGAGCGCUUGCCUAGGCAUGGUGCUGAAUUCCUUGCUGCACUUCCCUAUAUGGACUACACUGAUCCAAAAUCAGGUCUUUUAAAUUUUGCCAGUAAACUUCCUGCUGGCUCGUUGAAACCAGAUUUGGGACCCAAAACAUAUAUUGCUUAUGGAUUUUCUGAAGAGCUUGGCCGAGGAGAUUCUGUGACAAAACUGCACUGCGAUGUGUCUGAUGCGGUGAAUGUGUUGACACACACAAACAAGGUGAAUAUAGCUCCCUGGCAGAGAGAAAACAUAAAUAAAUUGAAGAAGGAAUAUGGUAAAGAAGACUAUUUGGAACUCUAUCGUGAAGCUUUAGAUAAUGUUGAUGUAAAAUCCAAAUCUAAAGCAUUGGACCAUGAUCAAAAGGCAGAGAAUGGAGUUAACCGGAUUUUACCAAGUAGCCAAGUAGAAAAGUGUAUUUCAUCAAUAUCCGAAGACUUGAGUGGCAAGGUAGAAACACAGAACACAGAACAAUGUGAUGAUAACGGAAAGGGCUCUUGCACCUAUAGAAAUGUUGCUGUAAGGAACUCCUCUGAGGAUGAUAGUGUUAGCAUAACAUCAUCCGCUGAAGUUUCGGAUUAUUCUAGGACUUCUGACCUGGAGCAGCUUCAAUCUGCAACCAGCUUAGCAUCAAGUAAUGCAAACAUAAAGAAAGACAGAGUGAAGAUUGAUUUUUCAGAUGGUAAUGUGUCUGGUGAUCCCAAGAUUGAAUCAAAACAAGGCAUGGGGAGAGAUUCUUUGGACAUUGAUAAUGGAGCUGCGGCUGUCCUUGGUGGUGCUGUUUGGGACAUCUUCCGCCGGCAAGAUGUCCCAAAAAUAAUUGAGUACUUAAGAAAGCACAAGAAGGAAUUUCGCCACAUCAACAACAAACCUGUUGAUUCAGUUAUACAUCCCAUUCAUGAUCAGACUAUAUUCUUAAAUGAGAGACAUAAGAAACAGCUAAAAAGAGAAUUUAAAGUUGAACCAUGGACUUUUGAGCAACACCUUGGUGAGGCUGUUUUCAUUCCAGCAGGAUGUCCUCAUCAAGUGAGAAACAGACAGUCUUGUAUGAAGGUUGCACUUGACUUUGUUUCUCCUGAAAAUGUUGGAGAAUGUUUACGACUGACUGAAGAGUUUCGUUUACUCCCGAAGAACCACAGGGCCAAGGAGGACAAAUUGGAGGUUAAAAAGAUGACCCUUUAUGCUGUGAGUAAUGCUGUUAGACAAGUUAAAGAACUGGUUGAUAGCCAAUGAUGGUUCGAUCCUAAUUUUUUGCAAAUUUAGGGAAUAAGAUUGAGUAUAGAAGACCCUUUUUUUUUUUACCAUAAGGACCGAUAUGUUAUUAUCUAGUAAAGGAUGGAUAUUUAUUUGAUUAUUACCAUUUAAAAAAAUUGAUGAGUACGAUUUUUCAAA
This is a messenger RNA of Trifolium pratense (red clover), 3401 nucleotides long. Its product is annotated as lysine-specific demethylase JMJ25. The coding region runs from base 351 to 3242 and encodes 963 amino acids. The transcript has 14 exons. Gene Ontology annotation, biological process: regulation of transcription by RNA polymerase II. Gene Ontology annotation, molecular function: transcription coregulator activity; histone H3K9 demethylase activity; chromatin DNA binding. The record is from RefSeq and is a predicted model, not a curated record. Lineage: Eukaryota; Viridiplantae; Streptophyta; Magnoliopsida; Fabales; Fabaceae. Gene Ontology annotation, cellular component: histone deacetylase complex; chromatin.